This is a messenger RNA of Lottia gigantea (owl limpet), 1107 nucleotides long. RefSeq lists its product as hypothetical. Lineage: Eukaryota; Metazoa; Mollusca; Gastropoda; Lottiidae. Gene Ontology annotation, biological process: transmembrane transport. The record is from RefSeq and is a predicted model, not a curated record. Gene Ontology annotation, molecular function: 3'-phosphoadenosine 5'-phosphosulfate transmembrane transporter activity. Gene Ontology annotation, cellular component: Golgi membrane; endoplasmic reticulum membrane. The transcript has 8 exons. The coding region runs from base 1 to 1107 and encodes 368 amino acids.
AUGAAUAAUAAUUUAAGACAAAAAAAUGGUUCCAGUAUAUCAAUAUCAGUGUUACCGUUGAAUAAUGAUGAUAUUCAGAGACCGAAUGUUCAGUUAAUGUGUUUUGAUUUGACUCAUAGUUCUAGAAGUGUACAAUUUAUUCUUUUAACUGCUGCCACAUUUUUUUUCUACUUAAUUUAUGGUUAUAUGCAGGAAUUAAUAUUUCGCCUUGAUGGUUUCCGUCCAUUUGGAAUGUAUUUAACAUUAGUACAAUUUUUAUAUUAUGUUUUAUUUGGGCUUGUUGAAUUACAAUUGAAAGAGGACAAAACAAGAAAAAUACCAAUAAAAACGUAUCUUUUUCUAGCUUUUUUGACUGUUAGCACCAUGGGACUUUCUAAUACAUCUGUUGGAUAUUUAAACUAUGCCACUCAAGUUAUAUUUAAAUGUUGUAAAUUGAUACCUGUUUUAAUCGGUGGAAUACUUAUACAAGGAAAGAAAUACAACAUUAUAGAUUUUUCAGCAUGUAUUUGUAUGAGUUUGGGAUUGAUAUUAUUUACAUUAGCUGAUAGUACAGUUUAUCCUGAAUUCAACCUAUUUGGUAUAGUUUUAAUAUCAUUAGCAGUAUGUGCUGAUGGAGUUAUAGGAAAUGUACAAGAGAAGAAUAUAAAACAACAUGGGGCUAGCAACUGUGAAGUAGUUUUAUAUUCUUAUGGUAUUGGAUUUUUCUAUAUAUUAGGAGUUCUGCUGGUCUCUGGCCAACUUCUUCCAGCAUUUCAGUUCUGUCAGCAGUAUCCAAUAGAGACAUAUGGUUAUGCUGUUAUAUUUUCUAUCACUGGCUAUUUAGGAGUUAAUAUUGUUCUGACUUUAGUGAAAAGUUUUGGUGCACUAACAGCUGUAACAGUAACAACAUGUCGUAAAGCUAUCACUAUCAUCUUAUCUUUUAUUUUCUUUGCCAAACCAUUUACUAUCAAUUAUAUAUGGUCAGGCUGUAUUGUCUUAUUGGGUAUUUAUUUAAAUCUGUACAGUAAAAAUCAACAGGUGUGGAAUCAGUACUUCUCUCAGUUAUUACGAACAAUAGGAAACAAAGGUAUCCGACCUAAAUAUGUAGGUGUUGAAAAUAUAGUAUAA